Boleophthalmus pectinirostris (great blue-spotted mudskipper) is the source of this 5233-nucleotide messenger RNA. RefSeq names its product ubiquitin specific peptidase 47 (gene usp47). NCBI's taxonomy places the organism in Eukaryota, Metazoa, Chordata, Actinopteri, Gobiiformes, Gobiidae. The transcript is spliced from 29 exons. The record is from RefSeq and is a predicted model, not a curated record. Gene Ontology annotation, molecular function: cysteine-type deubiquitinase activity; protein binding; cysteine-type endopeptidase activity. The coding region runs from base 210 to 4355 and encodes 1381 amino acids. Gene Ontology annotation, cellular component: cytosol; nucleus. Gene Ontology annotation, biological process: protein deubiquitination.
AACGCCGGCCAUUUUUCACCGUUUAUAACAAGACACUUUGUGCUUCUAGUAACUCUGUUGCGACCACUUUGACUAUACCUCAAAGUAGCGCAUUGUUUUACCUUGCUAUUAAACCGACCACAACCACUCGCCAUGUCUGCGCCACUCGCUGUAAAGUUAAUUCGCUGACAUCCGCACAGGGACAGAUGCUUGUCUAAACUGUCGCACAAAUGGAAAUGGUGCCUAGCGAGGACAACCAGUUUGUUCCAAAAGAGGGGAUGUUUUGGAGUUGCAGGCAGGUGAUUUUUGAUGAAAUGAAGAGGCGCUGCCAGCAGAUACAGAAUGCAGCAGACGAGUUGAGAGUACUGUGUAUAAUUCAGGACACCACCAGUGCAAAGACCGUAAAUGAAAAGCUCACUCUUAAUCUUCCGGCCUCCACCACUUUGUCCAAACUUCAUGAAGAUGUGGCCCAUAAAGCGGGAUAUGUCCCUGGCACCUUUGAACUUGUGUGGGGAAAUAUACCAGACACGCCGUCACUGGAGCACACCAGUGAUAUGUCUCUCAUAAACUCUGGGUUUGAACCUGGAGGAAAGAGGAAUUAUCUUCACCUUACUGACAAAGAUGGAGAGCAGCCACACAUUGCAUCAGAGGAAACUGGAGCAACCGAAAGCAGUGGAUUGGAGGACAGUUCUCAGGAGCGCUUUAUUGGGCCUUUACCUAGAGAUGGCACUGUGGGGUGCAGUGGUGACUAUAGCAGCCCAUCGUAUUCCUACUCUUCUAUCCUCAACAAAUCUGAAACAGGUUAUGUGGGAUUAGUCAACCAGGCUAUGACCUGCUAUUUGAACAGCCUUCUCCAGACACUGUUUAUGACUCCAGAGUUCAGAAAUGCUCUGUACAACUGGGAGUUUGAAGAAUCAGAAGAAGAUCCAGUCACCAGCAUUCCAUAUCAGUUGCAGAGGUUAUUUGUUCUGCUUCAAACCAGUAAGAAACGUGCAAUUGAGACCACUGAUGUGACCCGAAGCUUUGGCUGGGACAGCAGCGAAGCUUGGCAGCAACACGAUGUGCAAGAGUUAUGCAGGGUUAUGUUUGACGCUCUUGAGCAAAAGUGGAAGCAGACAGAGCAGGCUGACCUGAUCAACCAGCUGUACCAAGGGAAACUAAAGGAUUAUGUUCGUUGUUUGGAGUGUGGUUAUGAGAGCUGGAGGAAUGAUACUUACCUGGACAUCCCACUUGUGAUCAGACCCUUUGGAGCCAGCCAGGCCUAUGGCAGUGUGGAGGAAGCUUUACAGGCAUUUAUCCAGCCUGAAACUCUGGAUGGACCCAAUCAAUACUUUUGUGAGCGUUGCAAGAAAAAAUGUGAUGCCCGGAAGGGUCUGAGAUUUCUGCACUUUCCAUACCUGCUGACACUCCAGCUGAAACGCUUUGACUUUGACUACACCACUAUGCAUCGCAUUAAACUCAAUGACCGCAUGACUUUUCCAGAGGAACUUGAUAUGAGUCCAUUCAUUGAUGUAGAGGAUGAGAAGUCCCCACAGACAGAGAGCUGUACUGACAGUGGAGCAGAGAAUGAAGGCAGUUGCCACAGUGACCAGAUGAGCAAUGAUUUUUCCACUGAUGACUGUGUGGAUGAAGGCAUCUGCCUGGACAAUAGCAGCAGCACAGAAAGGGUGUUGAAACCAAAGAGCCUGCUGACCUAUGAGCUGUUUUCUGUCAUGGUUCAUUCGGGUAGUGCUGCAGGGGGGCACUACUAUGCUUGCAUCAAGUCCUUCAGUGAUGGCCAAUGGUACAGCUUUAAUGAUCAGCAUGUCAGUAAGAUCACUCAAGAUGACAUUAGAAAAACGUACGGGGGUUCCUCAGGAAGCAGAGGCUACUACUCAAGUGCUUUUGCCAGUUCAACAAAUGCAUACAUGCUGAUUUACAGAUUAAAAGAUCCCACAAGGAAUGCAAAGUAUUUAGCUGUGGAAGACUUCCCAGAGCACAUAACACGCCUAGUACAAAAAGAGAAGGAGUCAGAGGAGCAAGAGAAGAGACAAAGAGAGAUUGAGCGCAACACUUGUAAGAUCAAGCUUUUCUGCAUGCAUCCAGUGAAGAUGAUGAUGGAGAGCAAGCUUGAAGUGCACAAAGACAAAACUCUCAGUGAAGCAACAGAAAUGGCCUACAAGCUGAUGGAGCUCCAAGGGGUGGUUCCUUUGGACUGCUGUCGACUAGUGAAGUAUGAUGAAUUUCACGAGUACCUGGAGCGCUCUUAUGAAGGAGAAGAGGAGACGCCCAUGGGACUGCUGCUUGGAGGGGUCAAGUCCUCUUACAUGUUUGACUUGCUUCUAGAAACCCGAAGACCAGAGCAAGUCUUUCAGCCCUACAAACCUGGAGAAGUGAUGGUGAAAGUUCAUGUUGUGGAUCUGAAAAAUGAGACCAUAGCUUCUCCAGUCAGUGUUCGAGCAUAUCUGAACCAGACCAUCACUGAAUUUAAGCAGCUCAUUGCACAGGCUACAGGGCUGUGUGCGGAAACCAUGCGCGUGGUCCUGGAGCGCUGCUACAAUGACCUGCGAUUACUCUAUGUACCCAACAAGACACUGAAAGCUGAGGGCUUCUUCAGAAGUAACAAGGUUUUUGUGGAGAGCUCUGAGACAGCAGAUCAUCAGGUUGCAUUUACUGACUCACUCCUGUGGAAACUUUUGGACCGUCAUGGAAAUACGAUCCGGCUCUUAGUUUUACUGCCCCAACAGUCUCCUGGCACUUUGGCUAAUAGGACUCUUUGCCAAAAGACCGGAAGUGACUCUGAUAUGCCCUUUGACGACUCAAAGGGUAACAGUAAGUCUGUGGAGGCUAUCCUGGAGGAGAGCACAGAAAAGUUAAAGAACUUGUCUCUGCAGCAACAACAGGGAUCCAGCAACAGUGAUAGCCAAAAGAGUUCUGACACCAGUGACUUUGAACAUAUUGAAUCUCCCAUCCAAGAGGCCGACUCAAACUCAUCCCUGUGUGUUACCGCGGACAACCGAGAGCUGGAGAACCGGAUCAGGGUCACGGCAGGCAGCACCGUGUGUGACCCGGAGACCCCGUUUGCCUCUGAGGAGCGCUCGGAUUCAGAAGUCAUUAAUGACCGCAGCACCAGCUCUGUUGACAGCGACAUCUUGAGCUCCAGCCACAGCAGUGACACUCUGUGUAACGCUGACAGUGGAACCAUCCAACUGGCCAAUGGCUUAGACUCCCACAGCAUCACAAGUAGCCGGCGCUCUAAAGCUCAUGAGGGCAAAAAGGAAACCUGGGACACAGCCGAAGAAGACUCUGGAACAGACAGCGAGUAUGAUGACAAUGGAAAGAGCAAAGCAGAGGCCCAGUACCUUUACUUCAAAGCAGAGCCUUGCUCGCAAGAUGACUCCACAUGGGACUCACAGAAAUGUUUGGUUGUUCAUGUGGACAAAAGGAUAACGUUAGCAGCCUUUAAACUCAACCUGGAGCCUUACGUGGGAGUCCCCUCCACACAAUUCAAAGUUUUCCGAGUCUAUGCCAACAACCAGGAGUUUGAGAGUGUGCGACUGAAUGAAACACUUUCCUCAUUCUCUGAUGACAACAAGAUCACUAUACGACUUGGAAGAGCACUGAAAAAAGGCGAAUACAGAGUGAAAGUGUAUCAACUACUUGUGAAUGAACCAGAGCCUUGCAAGUUCCUGUUGGACACGGUGUUUGCCAAGGGCAUGACUGUCAGACAGUCCAAACAAGAGCUUCUUCCUCAGUUGAAAGAGCAGUGCAAGCUCGACCUCAGUAUUGACAGAGUUCGUCUCAGGAAAAAGACAUGGAAGAACCCAGGCACUGUGUUUCUGGACUACCAUGUAUAUGAGGAGGACAUUAGCAUCUCUUCCAACUGGGAGGUUUUCCUGGAAGUCCUCAGUGAACCAGAGAAAAUGAAGUCUAUGUCGCAGUUGGCUGUUCUGACUCGGAGAUGGAGCCCUGCCACAAUGAGACUUGGUUCUUUCCAGGAAGUGAUUCUGGAAAGUAGUAGUGUAGAGGAACUGAAAGAAAAGCUAAGCCAACUCAGUCAAAUCCCUCUUGAAAAUAUGGAAUUUGCAAAGGGAAGAGGGACAUUUCCUUGUGACAUCUCUGUGCUGGAAAUCCACCAGGAUUUGGACUGGAAUCCCAAAGUGUCUACUCUGAACGUGUGGCCUCUCUACAUCUGUGAUGACGGAGCUGUGGUUUUCUACAGGGACAGCACAGAGGAACUCCUGGAGCUGUCUGAAGAUGAGCGCAGUGAGUUGAUGAAGAAGGAAAGCAGCCGUUUGCUGAAGACAGGGCAACGCGUCAGUUACUCUCCACGCAAAGAGAAGGCCCUCAAGAUCUACUUGGAUGGAGGCCCUGCCAAAGACACAGGGCAGGACUGAAGCACAAACACUACUCCUGGACUCUUGGGCUGCUACAGUGGAGCAGGACUUGGUGAGAGCAUUGGACCCACAAUAGUGUCGCACACAUCAAAUGCCGUUGUGAAGCUGGUCUCUCUUUCUCCCCUUUUUCUGACUAGAGGAUUGACUCUGUUGUACACUAUAGUGUAUUUUACUGUAAAGUGUAAAGGGAAGAAUCAUUACAGAAAGCAUCAAUGCUGUACAGAGAAAUAAUUGAAAUGCAGGUUUUUGAGGUGGAUGCUGGUGUUGGGACUGUGAUAUUGAGCCACAGGGUAUCCAUCUUUAAGGGUGUCAUAUUACUCAUUUCACCUUCUUUACUUUUCCUUUUUAUUUAUGGGAGACAUUGAUUUAGUAUUGUCUGAUUUUUCAUGCAGUUUUUUUUGUUUGUACUUAAAUUAUUCUGAAGACAAAUGACCAGAUCAGUAUAACUGAACUAUAUGCACAGUAAAAUUUCUUCUAAAAAUAAUUUAUUUGAAUCAAAAGCAACAAUACCAUUUGACAUUUUCUGAAUCUGAACUGCUCCAGGUGCCAGUGAAAUCAUUCUGCAUAUAUCUGUAUCUUUUUAAUUUAGAAGCUGAAUAUCUUUGUUUCUAUUCCAUGUGAUCUGGUUUUCUCUCCACACUUUUGUGUAUUUCUGCUGCACAACACAACACACAACAUGUCAUCUGCCUGUGUACCUGCUCUGAGGACUCAAGCUCAGCGUCGCAGUCCUUUGGGUUUCUGAUGCUGCCACCAGCUAUUCACUGUAGAAAAGCCAAUAUAUAAAUAUGUUUGUUGUUUAUUUCUUUGAAAUUAAAACCAUGUGUGAAAUAGUUUAUGAUGAUUUUAGAAAUUAAUUAAAAAUGAUUUUUUUCAUACAA